AUGGGAGAGUUUACAGCUAACAGCGGGCUGGAUCGAUGGGUCUGCCCUAAUGACAGACAGCUCUCGUUGCGAGCAAAAUUGGGCACUGGCUGGUCAGUCCACACGAACCGGAUGGGCAACUUUACCCGCCCUGACCAGCUGUCCCUGGAGGAGCAGGAGCAGAUACUUAAUGUCAUAAAUAGAGCAGAAUUUCUGGAAGGCAUCGAGCAAGAACGUAUUGGGAGACUUGUGGAUAAAUUGGACAACAUGAAGAAAAAUGCAGUAGGCAAUGGUAGCUCCCAGUGUAUCCUCUGUGGGGACGAGUUCAAGCUCCUGGGAGCUUCACCUUCUUACUGUGAUGAUUGUGCAAAGGCUGUUUGCUCCAAGUGUGGGAUGGAUACUAUAAGCAGCUGCAAACAACCUUUGUGGCUGUGCAAGAUCUGCGCUGAAACUCGAGAGGUGUGGAAACGUUCUGGAGCCUGGUUCUUCAAGGGCCUCCCCAAAUAUGUCCUUCCAGAGAAGAAGACAGAGAGCGGGAAGUACCCCAUGCGCAUGCGUGCUUCACCCAGAGGGUCAGUGAAAGGUCGACCAGCAGCAGCAGCAGUAGCUGGGUCAGCAUCACCAAAAGAUUCUUACACCUGGCAUAAAGCUAGAGGCAGUGCCAGCACAGGUGUAUCUUCCAGCUAUGGUGAGAGUAGCGAGCAAGAUUCCUCCGAGAGCUCCGAAGAAGACUUUUCCAUGACCAAGCAGAAAGUCAAAAAAAGCGUGGAUUCUGAAAGUGAUAACUUGAGUAUGGGCAGUACAGCUUCUCGCACAGCACACAACAACCACUCUAGGGUGGAGAGUAAAGCCAGCUCUACGAACACUAACAACCAGGCAAGUCAGCUGAGUGCCACCGAGAGUAGCAGAGGGGACAAUAUACGUGAUGAGACAGAGUCUGAGCGGUCCAGUACUUACG
This is a messenger RNA of Candidula unifasciata, 937 nucleotides long. NCBI's taxonomy places the organism in Eukaryota, Metazoa, Mollusca, Gastropoda, Stylommatophora, Geomitridae. The record is from the annotation of a GenBank genome assembly.